This is a messenger RNA of Gregarina niphandrodes, 498 nucleotides long. RefSeq names its product putative transmembrane protein. The transcript has 2 exons. The record is from RefSeq and is a predicted model, not a curated record. The coding region runs from base 1 to 498 and encodes 165 amino acids. Lineage: Eukaryota; Apicomplexa; Conoidasida; Eugregarinorida; Gregarinidae.
AUGGAGGGAGCGAGAGGAGCCGUGGUGAUAGACGUCCUAGAGGAGGCGAAUGACAACAAGCUACUACAGCUGGAACAACGGGUGAAUGAAUUGAAAGGCGUCACGGGGAUCUUGAAAGACGAGAUUGAUGAAGGCAACUCAACCCUCGGUAAUCUGACAACGGAAAUGUAUAAUGCAGCCUCCAAGGUGAAACAGACUCUUAAGCGCAUGGCCUUCCUAGGAUCUUAUAGGGUAUGUUCUACCCCACGCUACGUUCUAUCGCACGCUACGUUCCAUACGCUCUUCUUCCCUGCACCCUAUCCUAUGGCCGGUUUCCCACGUUAUUCUGUCCCCUUCCUAUCCCUCCCCUUCCUAUCCCUCCCCUUCCUAUCCCUCCCCUUCCUAUCCCUCCCCUUCCUAUCCCUCCCCUUCCUAUCCCCUCGAGAAGUGAAAAGACGGCUGGACUGUCAUUGUAGACCACUGGACAUCUUUGGCUGCUGGCUGGCUUUAUUGGAGUAG